This is a messenger RNA of Trichomonas vaginalis G3, 324 nucleotides long. Its product is annotated as protein of unknown function, DUF4106 family. The record is from RefSeq and is a predicted model, not a curated record. Lineage: Eukaryota; Parabasalia; Trichomonadida; Trichomonadidae. The transcript has a single exon. The coding region runs from base 1 to 324 and encodes 107 amino acids.
AUGCCAUAUGUGAAAGUAUGGACUCAUACAGGAGCUCAAAAAACUCAAUAUACAAAUGGAGACCGUUCAAACUUUUGGCUUGGCAUUCCAUUUGCUGACUCAGAAGACUUUAUGGGUGGUAUUUCAACUGUUGGUACAGUUCAAAUACAAUAUACUGGUGACAGAGACGGUCCAGAUGAAUUGAAAGCAAAGAAGUUUACAAAACCAAUAGCACUUUUCACGGAAGAUGCUCUUUUGAAGAUUCGUUCGAUGAAACCUGCUGGGGCUCCUCAGAUUGGCAUAACGACAGCUUCCAUCGAGCAGAUUUUGGCAGCAGGUCAGUAA